GUUUUUCCCGUCAUUAGCUGUCAUUGUCACGAAUCGGAGCACGCACUGUCGUUUUUGCAAUUUCCUUGUUUUUUCCUAAAAAUUCAGUGGUAAAUUGUUGUUCAAAUGGUGCGCUACAGCAGUGAGAUCAAUUGUUGUUAGUUGUAGAUCGGAAUUGUAGUUGAGAAUGGCCGAGGUUGUGCAGCGUCCACAGAGAUUUUACUGUCAUCUGUGCAGUUUGGAGAUUGAAAAUGUGUCGCAGGACUUCACCUGCCCACUGUGCUCGGGGGGUUUCAUAGAGGAAUUGCCGUCAGUUGUAGCAGCAGAUCCAUCUAGUUCCGAUGAUGUCGAAAUGCCCGAGUCUACUGGAGACGCCAAUGUGUUUCCGGAUCUCAAUCAUGAACUACUAUCGUCUCUGUUUAUGUCAAUGACGGGUGCGAGACCUCUGCCACCUGAAAGUGGUCCGGGUGAGGGGCAGAGCACCGCCGCCCGGACCAGAGGUCGCACCAAUCGCAAUCGCAUUGGGGUUGCGCACAAUGUGAACCUGGAUAGUUUUCUGCAUGAUUUUGUGAUAUCGGUGAUGGGAGCCGGUCCGGGGACACCUAUGUUUUUCAUGGGCAAUCCCGGGGAUUAUGCCUGGGGCCAUGAGGGCAUUGACACAAUAGUGACCCAGCUGCUGAACCAAAUGGAAGGAACGGGACCACCACCAUUAGCCCGGGAAAAAAUUGAUGAGAUACCCAAGGGAGAGAUCUGUCAGGAGCAAGUAGAAACGAAGCUUCAGUGUUCCGUGUGCUUGGAGGACUUUCAACUCAAUGAAACUGUGAGGCAACUGCCAUGCUCACAUCUCUAUCAUGAAAAUUGUAUUGUACCAUGGCUCGAGCUGCACGGUACCUGUCCCAUCUGCCGGAAAGCCCUAUCGCCGGAAGCUGAGGAUUUUACCAGAAGUAGUUUAAAUGCAGCUGCAACCUUGGCAGUAAAUUCAAUAAGAAAUACACUCUACAGAACUGAUAAUGAAGCCCCAGGAUCGUCGUCUAGUCAACAGAGUCAGCCACAGACGUCCACAAAUCCGCCAGAUACCAAUCAGGCGGACCAUCAGACACGAAAUCAGAGGCGCUACGAUGAUGAGUUUGAUUUUGACUAAAAAAAAAUGUUGAGAAAAAAGAAAAAAGACAACCCUCAAUCCCAUUUUUCUGCAGUGAGGAAGAGAAAGAGAGAGAGAGACGAUGUGUUUGCGGUUUCAUUGGUUAGAGAUCAUCACAAUCAUUUUCCAAGUAUGUGAAAUAAUUUAUCAAAUCUUAUAAGGGUCUCUAUAAUAGUUCUCAAAAAUGGGCUUUUUCUUUUAUUUGAACAAAAAUAAUCUGUCCACUUUGACACGGUUUUUUUACCAUUUUUUAUCUCAUCUCAAAAAACACUCAAUUUAAUGUGACGACUGAACAGAUCACAUUUUUUUUAUCUCAACUGCAUUUUUAUUGCGAUUGGUUGACUUUGAACUAGUAUAAUAGAUUACCAAUGAUUUGUGGCUUUUCCGUUCACCCAAAUAAUGUUUUGUGGGAUAACUGCAGACUGAGAGCAACAGGGUUGCUUGCUCCAUCAAAAUAAUCGGUUUAAAGGGAGGCUCAAUAAUUGCAAAGUUUUUUUUUUCUCUUUGGACAUCAUUGCAAAGCCACGUCUCACGAUUUGUCGCCAAUGUCAGUAUUUCCAUAUACCUAAAAAAAAAAUUAUACUAUAAAAAAAAUCAUUGAAAAAUAUUUAAAGAUGAUAUAUUGUAUAACACGAAAAAAAAGAUAAAAAAAGUACCCUCUGUCCCUUCAAAAUUUUUGUGCAGUUUCAUAUUUUCUUGUGUGAGAAAUUUGAGAUGAAGAGAAAAUUAUAUAUAUAUAAAAAAAAAGAAUAAAUCUUAAUUACUAUAGCUGCUAUUGUAAACAAAAUGACAUAGGUAGGUACUAAACGAUUUGCUUAAUUUAUCACAGUGGAAGAUGAUACAGAAGAUAAUGUAACGGAGAAAAAAAAAGAAACAAAAAAAAAUACCAAGUGUGAAGUCUCUAAUAAACAGACAGUAAAUAAAAGUGUAAAGAAAUUAUUUCUCACA
Phlebotomus papatasi is the source of this 2068-nucleotide messenger RNA. RefSeq names its product E3 ubiquitin-protein ligase Iruka (gene Iru). The transcript is spliced from 4 exons. The record is from RefSeq and is a predicted model, not a curated record. Bases 167 to 1120 code for a protein of 317 amino acids. NCBI's taxonomy places the organism in Eukaryota, Metazoa, Arthropoda, Insecta, Diptera, Psychodidae. Gene Ontology annotation, molecular function: ubiquitin protein ligase activity.